Messenger RNA from Sipha flava (yellow sugarcane aphid), 2218 nucleotides. RefSeq lists its product as uncharacterized. The record is from RefSeq and is a predicted model, not a curated record. NCBI's taxonomy places the organism in Eukaryota, Metazoa, Arthropoda, Insecta, Hemiptera, Aphididae. Bases 140 to 889 code for a protein of 249 amino acids. The transcript is spliced from 2 exons.
UUCGCCGUCGAGUCACCUACUUGCAGUGCACACCGAAGUCACGUGUACGUACACCGCUCAUCACAACAACAACAACAACAAUAAACAUCGCCGGGGAUCCCGCGCAACCGGUUCCGGUAUCUUUCGCCGUCCCGUAACGAUGAACGGUCGUCGGUUGGCGUUGGUGUGCGCGGUAUUACUGGCCUCAUUCGACCGCCGGUCCGAAGCUUUUUGCGGUCUGCGAACCGACGACGGCGGUGGCGGUGGCGAUUUUGUCAAGUGCCUCAAAGCCAAGGCGAUCGCGACCUUGGACCGCGUUGCCCUCGCCGACACCGUACCGCUCGCCGGCUCCGUAGCCCUGGUCAAGGAUGUAACGGACCCUCAGGCGCACCGACGGCAACGGUCAGACGACGACGACAAAGGGCCGACCACCGAACAGGAGCUACGGUCCGAACCGGACGCGACCCUCGACCGCAUGCUGUACGACAGGGCCGUUCGGUUUUUCAGCGGUCGUGCCCUUCGCAUAGGUCUGCCCGAGUUCACGCCGGACCAGCUGCGGACCGCCCUGGAAGAAGGCAGGGGCAAAAUGAAAAAGACUAUGGGCAUGAUGAUGACGGCGGCCGCGAUGAAGGCGAUGAUGAUAAUACCGCUGGCGCUCGGCGUGCUGUUCCUGAUGGCCGGCAAGGCGAUGAUCAUCAGCAAAAUAGCGUUGGUCCUGUCGCUGAUCAUCACGCUCAAGAAGCUCGUGUCCAAGUCCGGCGAGCACGUGAUCCACGAGACGCAUUCGUCGUCAGCCGCGUGGCCAUCCGGAGGCAGUUCGAUCGCCGGCGGCGGAAUCAGCGGCGGCUGGGACAAAAGGUCCUCGGCGGUCGCCGGCCACGCGUUGGCGUACAACUCAUACAAGCCGUAACGACGUCGUGACCGCUGCGAACGUGGUCCGACUUGCGGUUCUACGAUUUUCGUUGUUUAUUGUAAUUUAUUGUUUUAAUUUGUUUCGCGCCCCCAACCCCAUUCCACCACCACGCUACGCGCUACUGCCGUCCGUCAACGGUUUCCGCUGGAAAAACGCUGGGGAGACGUACAAGGUGACGAUAACCGCGUUUCCGUGAGACGUCGCAACCCUUCCAGCAGCAGCAGUUCAAAGGAGCCGUUACGACGAACACGCGUCCCUUCGAGUCGUCGACGAUAUGUUGCCAUGCAUUGUAAGCACACACGUGCCUACCGUAUAGUCUUAUGCAAACAAUUACGUACCCUAGACGACGGUGUGAACUUUCAUACAGUUAAUUUUAGAUAUUUUUGUAUUAUUAUUAUUUAUUGCUGUGUCGUUGUAAGGCCGGUACACUUUUCGUUGGGUGAUACGUCCCUAACCUUAUUCUACUUAUCAUAAUGAUAAUCGUAUUUAUUGCAAACGCGUUUGCAAACCAUUGUUUCCGAUAUAAUUUAUUAAUAUUAAUAUUAAUAGCUUGUUAUUGCACAUUCCUCGUAAUACAAUACGGGGUAUUUACGGCUUACCGCCGAUUAUGGAAAAACUGUUUUAGACAAAAUCGCUUUUCAAUAUUGUUAUUAUUUCGCUCGCGGUCUCCGAAUUUUCAGGUUAGGUUAGGUUAGUCUUAUAAUCUUUUCCUAGACCCAUGAUUUCUACCGAAUCUCGUUUAGUCCAAAAAUUAUAUUAUAUUCUGUAAUGGAAAUAGUUGUUUUUUAUGUUUUGGAAAUGCAAAAGUUUGGUUUGAUUUUUUACUCGUAGAUGUACUCCAGUCAAAUGUAUACACGGUUGAUAUAAUAUAUUUUUACGAUUAACUCUCUGCUUAUAUUAUUUCGUUAGAAAUAUUUUUAAAACUUAAUGUAUAUGAAAAAGAAAUUACAAUUCAAACAUAAGUUGAUUUUGUAAAUUUACGUGAUUUGUUUAAUUUAUUUCUCCCUAGUUUAGUUAAAAAUAAAUGAGCUAUUCUUUUUCUUCCGCUGGUCUCCAUGACUCUUCAAAAGUUUUCACCACCAUCAUCGAAAUUCUCCACUUGUCUCUAUCUUGAAUUAAUACCAUUCAAUUCUGUACUCCAAGGUUUCCGAAAUAAUUUUCUACAAUAUCCAUUAAUUUCUUUCGUGGGUGACCUCUUGGCUUUUAUACUUUUGAUUUCCAAUUAAGUAUUAUUUUGGUUACUGUAUCUAUAUUACGCCUCAUUACAUGUCGUAGCCAAUGUAUUCUUUCAAUCUUUUAAAGUAAAUUUGGAUUAUGUAAACCUUA